Messenger RNA from Mercurialis annua (annual mercury), 3696 nucleotides. RefSeq names its product ATP-dependent zinc metalloprotease FTSH 12, chloroplastic. The transcript has 19 exons. Gene Ontology annotation, cellular component: chloroplast thylakoid membrane; m-AAA complex. Bases 135 to 3116 code for a protein of 993 amino acids. Gene Ontology annotation, biological process: protein-containing complex assembly; mitochondrial protein processing; embryo development ending in seed dormancy. NCBI's taxonomy places the organism in Eukaryota, Viridiplantae, Streptophyta, Magnoliopsida, Malpighiales, Euphorbiaceae. Gene Ontology annotation, molecular function: ATP binding; ATP hydrolysis activity; ATP-dependent peptidase activity. The record is from RefSeq and is a predicted model, not a curated record.
ACAUGAAAAAAAAAAAGAAGAAUCUUUGCAAUGCUAAAGUCUUGAGUUGCAGAUAGAUAAACCUCAAAAAUCUCAUGUAGAGUGUCCAAGCUUAUAUCAAUGGCCUGCUCUUCGAUACUCUAAAACCCCUGAAAAUGAACUUCACAACCCCAUAUAACCACAAUUCCCUACUCUACCCUUCCCCAUUUCUACUUCAAACCACUAGAACUUCUGUUCUGCUAAAACCCACAGAUUCCCGUAAAAAAACAAGCUUUACAGUAUGUUCUUCUGCAAAUCUAAACGGGUCAGAUGGGUUUUCUUGGCCGAGUCUGACUCGGGCAUUUCGGCUCGGUUCGGAGCGGUUUUUUCUCAAACUUGGUGAGUCAGUCAAGAAAGAAACUGGCUUUGAUUUAGAUGGGACUAAUGUGAAACUGGGUGAGUUUGUGGGUUUGGUUAAGGGUCAAGCUAAAAUGAGUGAGGCUGAGUUGAUUCGUUUGAGGACUGAGUUUGUUGACUGGAAUAGGUGGGAACAUUGGAAGGACUUCAAGAAUUGGAAGCCUUUAAGAGUUGGUGUGUUGUUUCUUUAUAUAAUUGUUGUGAUGUUUUCUUGUCGAAGAAUUUAUGUUGCUGUUCGAGCUCCGUACAUUAAUCGAGAAAGAAAAGAGUUGACAGAGGCUUAUAUGGAGGCAUUGAUUCCUGAGCCAUCUUCUAUCAAUGUUAGAAAGUUUAAGAAAGGCAUGUGGAGGAAGGGAAUGCCUAAAGGCUUGAAAAUGAAAAAAUUUAUCGAAGGGCCCGAUGGAACAUUGAUUCGUGAUACUUCUUAUGUUGGAGAGGAUGCAUGGGAUGAUGAUCCAGUGACUCCUGAGGAGAAUGUUAAACAAGUUAUUGACAAUCAUAUGAGGUUAAAUAAAGAAGAAAAGAAAGUACUGAAGGAAGAUUUGGGCAUUUCAGGUGAUGCUCAAAAAAUGGAAGGAAAUUGGCGUGAAAGGCUUCAGAAAUGGAAGGAGAUACUACAAGAGGAUAAAGUAGCUGAACAGUUUGAUGCUGAAAAUGCAAAGUAUGCAGUUGAAUUUGACAUGAAAGAGGUUGAAAACAGUCUCCGUAAGGAUGUGGCAGAAAAGGUAAUUGAAACACAGGGAGCCAGGGCUUUAUGGAUAUCUAAGAGAUGGUGGCGCUAUCGUCCGAAGCUUCCAUACACUUACUUCCUUCAAAAGCUUGAUUGCUCUGAGAUAGCUGCUGUUGUCUUCACAGAAGAUCUGAAACGGCUGUAUGUAACUAUGAAAGAAGGCUUUCCAUUGGAAUAUAUUGUUGAUAUUCCCCUUGAUCCAUAUUUGUUUGAGGCCAUCUCGAGUUCAGGUGUUGAAGUAGAUCUCCUCCAAAAGCAGCAAAUCCAUUAUUUUCUGAAAGUUGUGAUUGCAUUGUUGCCUGGGUUAUUGAUCCUGUGGCUUAUAAGGGAGUCUGUGAUGCUAUUACACAUCACUUCUAAUCGUUUUCUGUACAAGAAGUAUAAUCAACUUUUUGAUAUGGCAUACGCAGAGAACUUUAUCCUGCCAGUUGGAGAUGUGGGUGAAACAAAAUCAAUGUAUAAGGAAGUGGUACUCGGCGGUGAUGUUUGGGACCUUCUUGAUGAAUUAAUGAUAUAUAUGGGCAAUCCUAUGCAAUACUAUGAAAGAGAUGUGAAAUUUGUUCGGGGUGUUCUUCUCUCGGGACCUCCUGGAACGGGAAAGACCCUCUUUGCGCGGACACUUGCAAAGGAAAGUGGAUUGCCUUUUGUUUUUGCUUCUGGGGCAGAGUUUACAGAUAGUGAAAAAAGUGGCGCAGCAAGGAUAAAUGAAAUGUUUUCCGUUGCUAGAAGAAAUGCUCCUUGUUUUGUGUUUGUGGAUGAAAUUGAUGCUAUAGCUGGAAGGCAUGCCAGGAAGGACCCACGGAGAAGGGCAACAUUUGAGGCUCUGAUUGCUCAACUUGACGGGGAGAAGGACAAAACUGGCGUUGAUCGGUUUUCAUUAAGACAAGCUGUGAUAUUCAUUUGUGCUACCAAUAGGCCAGAUGAAUUGGACCUGGAAUUUGUUCGUUCAGGACGUAUUGAUCGCCGUUUGUACAUUGGCUUGCCAGAUGCAAAGCAAAGACAGCAGAUUUUUAGUGUGCAUAGUGCAGGAAAGCAGCUUGCGGAAGAUGUAGAUUUUGGAAAGCUGGUCUUCCGUACAGUUGGCUUCUCCGGGGCAGAUAUCCGGAAUCUUGUCAAUGAAGCUGCAAUCAUGUCUGUGAGGAAAGGGCAUUCCGAGAUCAGCCAGGUAGACAUUGUUGAUGUUUUAGAUAAACAAUUGCUUGAAGGCAUGGGCGUACUUCUCACAGAAGAAGAACAGCAGAAAUGUGAAGAAAGUGUGUCAUUUGAGAAGAAGAGACUUCUGGCCGUACACGAAGCUGGUCAUAUAUUGUUAGCUCACUUGUUUCCUCACUAUGAUUGGCAUGCUUUUUCUCAGCUCUUGCCAGGAGGCAAGGAAACUGCAAUAUCUGUGUUCUAUCCCAGAGAAGAUAUGAUAGACCAAGGCUAUACAACCUUUGGCUACAUGAAGAUGCAAAUUGUAGUAACUCAUGGUGGACGGUGUGCUGAACGGCUUGUUUUUGGUGAUGACGUUACUGAUGGAGGCAGUGAUGAUCUCGAGAAGAUAACGAAGAUUGCUAGGGAGAUGGUAAUCAGCCCUCAAAAUGCAAGGCUGGGCCUUACUCCUCUAACAAAAAGAGUUGGACUCAUGGAUCGACCAGAUAGCUCAGAUGGCGGGUUGAUAAAUUAUAGGUGGGACGACCCUCAUGUAAUUCCUGCCGACAUGACACCUGAGGUAUCUGAGCUCUUUGUUCGAGAGUUGACAAGGUAUAUUGAAGAAACGGAAGAACUUGCAAUGAAAGGACUGAGAAACAAUAUCCACAUUCUGGAUGUGAUUGCCAAGGAACUGUUGGAGAAGUCGAGGAUAACUGGACUGGAAGUUGAGGAGAUAAUGAAGGGACUUUCUCCGACAAUUUUUGAAGAUUUUGUAAAGCCAUUCCAGAUAAACUUGGAAGAGGAGGGACCAUUGCCUCACAAUGAUAAACUACGAUAUCAACCAUUGGACGUGUAUCCUGCCCCACUCCACAGAUGUUGAUCAGACACCAAAGGCGGAACAUUUAUUUAUUAACUUGGAUCUUGAAGGAUCUCAAUAGUCAUCCACUUAGUUCAAAAAAGUGAACGUCAGCUGCAGUGUUGAAAAGAUAUUCAUCCAUGUUCUUGAGCUCAGAGUUGGAAUGGUUUUCCCAACUAAAGAGAAGUAGAUUUACAGGCACGGUUCUUCAUCUAUGUUCUUGAGCUACCACAGUAAAAAUCCGUGCAUCAUGAGGUGACAUCAAGUAUCUUCUGGUGAUAGAAAGAAUCCUGAAAUGGGGCAUAACAGUUAUAGCAUAUUAGCAUGGAGUAUGCCAAUUGAAUGUUAUUUAGCAGUCUGUGAAUGCAUUGGUAUAGAAAGUUCAGUUAGAAAAAAAAAAGUCGGUGUACAUUAAUUCAUGAGUCGAGUUUUAUACUCAGAGAAAUGUGUUCUUUCUAUUUUUGAUUGAAACAAAAUCCAGCUGUUAUAGUUUUGUGCUUUUUAACAUUCAUUGUAAGAUUCACUGAUAAAAUUUGAAACUAUUUCAAAUAUGUUGAGAAAGAAAUAAAAUGAAAUAGAGAUCCUUUGUUUGUUGUUUUUAUAA